Molecule: messenger RNA, 3588 nt
Organism: Thunnus maccoyii (southern bluefin tuna)
Lineage: Eukaryota; Metazoa; Chordata; Actinopteri; Scombriformes; Scombridae
Gene: ube2ql1
Product: ubiquitin-conjugating enzyme E2Q family-like 1
Exons: 3
Coding region: 569-1405 (278 amino acids)
Source: RefSeq, a predicted model, not a curated record
GAUUAGUAGCUACAUCUCUGUAUUUGUUCUGAAUGUGUCCAUUUUGGUGCCAAACGUCAUCCAAUUCCGGGGCUUUUAAGUUGAAGCGUUGCAGCGCGUCUCCGGUCAGAGCAGACUGGGUGAGAAAGAUUACGCGGAGCUGUUUCGUCCUCGGCUGCAUUAAAGCUGGAGCUGCCGCAGCAGCACACACAUCAAAGGCUCUCCCUCUUCUCUUCCUCACUGCAGCUCAGAGCGACGGCAGGUCCCCUGGAUGGUGGAGCCGUAUCAUUAUUUUUUUUUACACACACAGCGGGAUCGGUGUCCGGUCUGUAUUACGGGACAUAAGAAGGAGAUACUCUGAAUUUAGUCUACGUCGAGCCGUGUCGAGAUGAUGCACUGAGGAGAAAACAGCUCAGGCUCCCCGGUUGUGUUCAUCCUGAGGCUGCAGUGAACGGAGGGGGAUUGCGGUACAACAAGGUUAAUAAUCAGCAUCGAUAAAGGUCGUCUCCGCGAACGGGAACCGACUUGUAAGGGUGAAUCUCGCCCCUCUGCGGGGGGAUCGGCGGAGAAAUAUAGAUCUAUAAAAAUUAUGGCCACCCUACUGCGGAAGAUCGGUCUGAUCCGUCUGCACGACCGGGACACCGAGGACCCAAAGCACCACCAGGGCUCAUUAAAGGGCACCAAAGGGAACCAGAAAAACAACGCCAACAAACACUGUCAGACAGCCAACGAAACCAACAUUCUGAGCACUCCGGAGAUUAAGGCGAGGAAGCUGGACCAGCUCGGCAAGGACAAGCCGUCCGGCAAGGAUAAGCAGGGCAAGGAUGCAAAGGAGAAGCAGCAGACGGGAGGAGGCGGGAGUAAAGCCACCAGUGCCUCCUCGAUACCACCGCUGGCGCCUCACCGGCAACAUUGCACCCAGGUCCGGACACGGAGGCUGAUGAAGGAGCUACAGGAGAUCAGGAGGUUAGGGGACAACUUCAUCACGGUGGAGCUGGUGGAGGACAACCUGUAUGACUGGAACGUCAAGCUGCACCAGGUGGACAAGGACUCGGCGCUGUGGCAGGACAUGAAGGAGACCAGCACCGAGUUCAUACUGCUCAACGUCACCUUUCCCGAUAAUUUCCCCUUCUCGCCGCCGUUCAUGCGGGUCCUGACGCCCCGGUUGGAGAACGGCUACGUGUUGGACGGCGGGGCCAUAUGCAUGGAGCUGUUGACCCCCCGCGGAUGGUCCAGCGCCUACACGGUGGAGGCGGUCAUGAGGCAGUUUGCGGCCAGCCUCGUAAAAGGACAGGGACGUAUAUGUAGGAAAGCAGGGAAGUCCAAGAAAGCUUUCAGCCGCAAGGAAGCUGAGGCCACCUUCAAGUCCCUGGUGAAGACCCACGAGAAGUACGGCUGGGUGUCCCCGCCCGUGUCCGACGGCUGAGCGCCGGGCCGUCGACCCUCCGACCCCCGCGCUAGCCGGAACAAACCCAGCUAGCCCCGACACGCAAAACGACACACCACGCUAACUCAACAAUCUCUCAUCUUCACCUUUUGCUGUUCCACUCAAGAUUUUUUUCUCCCCCCCCCCCCCCCUUUUAGUCGUGUGUGUCUGUGUUGUUAUUUUUGGAUUUUUCGUUUCGUCCUCAUCUCCACCGAAACUCUCGGAGAGCAGACAUCACCGUCACUCCUCCUCCAAGGUGCGACUUUCGUCCCCCUCCCUCUCGCCCAGGAGGGAGAUUCUUUCCCCCAUUUCGGAAAGGCUUGCGAGGGAGGUGUGUGUGUGUAUGUGUGUGUGUAUGUUUCACUCCAUCACUCCAUCGGACAUCAGCUGGGAGUGUAUGCACGUGCAUCGGAGUGUGCGUUACUGUCGGUGGAUUGUUUUCUUUUUUCUUCUUCUUCUGUUUUUUUUUUUUUUGUUUUUUUUUGCCCAACGCACACCCAUGCACGUGCAGUCGGACAAAUCGGACAGCGUGGACCCAUGUGAAAGACUACUGAAUGAAGGAGACUCAUCCCCUUCUCCUGUCGUCCAUCCUCGCCAUCCUAUCCUCUCCUCUCUGCCCUUCCCUCGCUUCCUUCUUCUCUAUAGCACUGAACUGGCAUUACUUCCCAUUGUCUCUCUCUCUGUAGCUGUCGGGUCAUUUACAUAUAAAUGAAGCUGUUAAUGUUUAAUAGACGGGCAGCACACUGGCGUUUAUACUCACUCAUUCAUUCACUCCUUCAUUUCCCCUUUCUUUCAACUGUGCCGUUGCUCACAGUUCAAUGCAACAUGACGAUUGUAAUUUACAUGGAGCUGUGCUCUCUUUCUUUCUCUCUAUCCCUUUCUUCCUUUCUUUCUUUAGCUCGCUCGUUCACUUUGUUUCUCUUUCUUUCUCUCCGUCUCUCGUGGCUAAAUUUAGAGCUCACUGUUGCGUAGAUGGAUAUUGAUUUCUAACGGAGAAAAAAAAAAAAAAAAGAAGUCACAUGUUGCUUUAUGCGGAGACUAUGUAUGAUAAAUAGAAAGACAGUCAAUCACCUCUUUCUUUCUUUCUUUCUUUCUUUCUUUCUCUCUCUACUCUCAUGUUUGUGUGUCUCAUGUUUGUGUGCGUGUGUGUAUGCGUGUGUGUGUGUGUAGGAGAGGAAGAAGACUGUAAUUCCCAUGAUUUAGAUACCAGAUGGUACAGCUGAAGGCCAGGCCUCAGUAUGCAUGUGUGCACGUGUGCGUGCGUGUGUGUGUGUGUGUGAGGGAGACAACCCUUUAAACAGAGAAAAAUAUGAUUUACUGUGAAUGACACAGAGGCCUAAAGGGAGUGCUGUUUUUUGCUAAAACUUAGUUGUCUUGUCCCACUGUCUAUGUCAGCUCCUGAUUAUUGUUACUGUAAACACGUGUGUGUUUGUGAGGGAAUAUCUAUGUGCACAUAGCCUCGUCUGGCUCUCUCUCUCUCUCCGAAAACUAAAGAACUAGAGGUCAGUUGAAAAAUACGCAUCGGACGUUUAGCUGUGCAUCCAGAAACGCACACACAUACACACACCAGCCCAUACAACACACUCUUGCACACGCACUGCAGCCGCGACUGUGGCGGUAACACCCAGAAAUGAAGACAGACAGGAGCUCGAGCGCCGGCGUGGAUGGAGUGGUGCUUUAAACGAGCGUACGCUUCAGAGCCCACCUGAUUGAUGUCUGCUGAAAGAGAGAGACUGACAGCAAUAGAGAGAGGAGAGGGAAUUGUGGGAAGCUUUGAUCACUACCGACUGCUUCUCGUAAAUGUCAGGUGGCUUGAAAAAUGGCCGAAGACAGAUAUUAUUCGCUCUGCCCUCUGUGAUUACUUAAUGGACGCACAGUUCCUGAGUUCCAACCCUGAAAAGGACUUUAUAAAUAUCUAAUUUUAACUCUACGGCUGCAGCAGCAUCUCUCUCAAUCAAUCGGGCCCCUACUAGCCACAGACUAUCUGUCCGCCCAGUCCAGUGGGCUCCUCGUGUGUUUGUUUUGCUAGCCUAUCUGCCAGUUAAAUGUCAGAGGGAAAGCUGCUAAUUGGUCUGACAUUUCAGCAGAGCGUCAUUAGAGAAGAGCAGCGAGAGCAGAGGGAUGGAGGAUGUCAAACCUCCCGCUCGGUGCUGACAUUUUGUCACUUUCCGCCCCUGCCCUGU